Chlamydomonas reinhardtii is the source of this 2345-nucleotide messenger RNA. RefSeq lists its product as uncharacterized. The transcript has 5 exons. NCBI's taxonomy places the organism in Eukaryota, Viridiplantae, Chlorophyta, Chlorophyceae, Chlamydomonadales, Chlamydomonadaceae. Bases 593 to 1429 code for a protein of 278 amino acids. The record is from RefSeq and is a predicted model, not a curated record. Gene Ontology annotation, molecular function: double-stranded RNA binding.
AAGCAACACAACCAGCGCAAGCAUGGGCUUUAAGGAAGCGUGGGCGUCGAUGAACCUAUGGGAGCGCCGGCAGGCCAUGCUGGGCGGCAUCUUCAUUGCCGGAGCUGCAGCACUGUACGUAAGUGGCCUUCAAACUGCCAGGGCGCACCGCGAUCAAGGGCUGUCAUGCCUAGCGUGCGAUGGCGACAAGCACUCUUGCAGCGCAAACUAACCCUGCGCCAUCACUGUAUAUGUGUAUAUACAGAUCGACACAGAGUUCAUCCGUCCCGACCACUUUCGCGAGCAAUGGCGCGAGAACCGGGAACAGCGGGGAGCAGAGGAGCUGUGCGAGCUCCUCCGACCAGACAUGCAGCCCAACGACACGCGGAGAGAUGGUAGCAAGCCUCUGGCAGCUCAGCGGUCCUAGGAAAAUAAGGCCUGGCAUGUCCAUCUGGGUCCAAACACUACUUGCUGUAUGGACGUCAUAUUCCACUUGUUUAUUCUUUUACUUUCUCACAAUAUACACAGCCGGGUCUUGACUUGAGCCUUCAGCUGCUGCGAAACACUUGCAGCGGACAGCCGCACCUUAUUGCGGAUCCUUGUCCUGGGUUCCAUGCUGCAGCAUAGACAUGUAGCGUUCUCGGGCUCGUCGAGCCCGGCAAGGUCUGGGCGACGAGCGGCUCCUGCGGGCAUGCCGAAUGGCCGUGGCAAACUAGUUGUCGUGGCCUAUCAGAAGCUGCAGAAACGGCUCAAGUACUCGGGAGCUGCAGGCCAGAGAGGGAAAGAACCGCUCGUCGUGCAUGUGGAGCCGGACGCAAGCAACGCCUGGCGUCUGGACGAGGUGGUGCAGCUCAUUAAGGCCGGCGGCGUGGGCGUGAUCCCCACCGACACGCUGCCCGCUAUCGUGUGCGACCUGCACAACAGGGACGCCGUACUGCGGCUGUACAGCGUCAAGGAGAUGGACGCGCGCAAGCCGCUGUCCAUCCUGUGUCCCUCGCUCUCCACCAUCACCACCUACACCACCGGCUUCCCCACCACCGCCUCCGCCAACUGGUUCAACGUGGCACGGCGCCUGCUGCCCGGGCCGUACACGUUUGUGCUGCCCGCCACCAAGAACCUGCCCCCCCAGUGCAUUGACUUCAUGAGCGGCAAGAACAUUCACCGCAAGAGCGUGGGCGUGCGCAUGCCGGCAGACGCCGUGUGCCAGGCGCUGCUGGACGGCGUGGGCGGCGCGCUGCUGUGCACCAGCGUGCACGUGCCCGAGGUGCUGUCGCCCGACACCGAGGUGCCCGACUGCGGCUCCAUCCUGGAGGCGUACGGCAGCAAGGGGAUAGACUUCGUGGUGGAUGUGGGCCGGCGUGUGGUGGUGGAGAGCAGUGUGGUGGACUUCACCAGCGGCGACCCCGAGGUGCUGCGCCAGGGACAGGGCGACGUCAGCGCAUUCGAGUGAGCACCUGGCCGCGUGUGAGGCGGCGUUCGGGCGGCAGCUGCAGGCGCCGUUGCUUGCGCGGGUGGCGCCGGGCCGCGACCAGCAAGCGAGGUUGCAGACGGCCCGGUGGCGUCGCCGGUGCCCACACUGUGGUGGUAGGGAUGCGCAGGCGGAUUUGAAUGCGGUAGAGCAACGCAUGUGCGAGGAUGGCGGGUGGAGGCCACCGACGUUAAUUGAAGGGGCGAGCAAGCAAGCCUGGUGCUACUCAGGUCACAACUGUCCGCGGGUUGAGUCUGUGUCCAUGUGUUCACGCCACAGUGUUGCUGUCAAUAAGGCUGUUUGAGGUGUUCGCACUUGAGUGCUGCUUGAACUACGGGAGCUUGCUUGCGCAUUGUAGGUUGCGGCCGGCAGUGAGGCUGUGAGGGGGAGCGGCUGCUUGACGCACGUGGGACAUUCGGACCUGCGUGUAUAUGUCACACAUUCGGACCUGCGUGUAUAUGUCACACAUUGUUGCUGUAGCCAACGCCUCAUGGGCGUGUAGAAUUGCCGUGAUGGAAUACCGGACACUGGGGGUGGAGCAAGGCGGUAGUAGUUCACAGUCAGGCAGGGUGCGAUGGGACAGGUUAAGGGGCAGGUUGGCGUAGUCCCCAGUGCGCAGUGUAAUCCCAGACCCCAACACUCAACAAUCAAGUUGCGACGUCAAGGCCGUCGAACACCGGGGUUACCGUGCCGACGAGUAAAAGUAGCAGUUCAGGGUCAGGUAGGGUAGCCGAGCUGGGAAGGACGCGGACGUGUGCAGAGCCCACAGCGAGCGACAUCAUACACCUGCACGGUGGGUGGGUGACUGCAGACGGUUGCAGCGGCAGCUGAGUUGGGGCGCUGGAGGCCUUCAGAGCCAAUGAUUGCCUGCAAAUGCGGCCUGUAACGUGGCUAUCAC